Guyanagaster necrorhizus is the source of this 1215-nucleotide messenger RNA. RefSeq lists its product as uncharacterized. The transcript has 5 exons. The record is from RefSeq and is a predicted model, not a curated record. The coding region runs from base 1 to 1215 and encodes 404 amino acids. Lineage: Eukaryota; Fungi; Basidiomycota; Agaricomycetes; Agaricales; Physalacriaceae.
AUGUUGACGAGCAGUCGCGCACGAAACUCGGAACAGAUACCAACAAUCUUGGAGGGAGAUGACAUUACAGGAUCGCUAACUUUCUGCCUAGAGAAAGAAGAGGCCAUCGACUUGAUUAGAAUAAAAGUGCAAGGCCAGAUAUCGACCGUUCCUCUGUCUACUUCAUCUUGGAAUUUCCUGGAUAUUAUUAAGGUUUUAUGGUCCAAGGACAUGGGAGAUCCUAACAUGCAUCCAACGUCUCCUUUGUUAAGCGGGAAACUCGUUGGUACACACGAAUGGCAUUUUUCUAUUCCCAUUCCCAAAGAGGUCACCUUUGCGCCUGGGUUUUCACCAUACCUCACUGCCGAAAACCUAGGUCCCUUCCCUCUUCCUCAACCUUUCCAUGAAAUGAACGUGCCGACAACUGUCCAGUAUGCUUUAAUUGCAUCGAUCAAACGCCCGGGACGGUUUCGCGGAAACGCCAAGCAUGGAGUUUGUGUGUUAUAUCAUUCCUAUUGCCUCAUAGCGAUUUUCAGGAUACAAACAACCUUCGGGUAUGUCCCGAUGAUGCGUCCAGGCCCUCCAUCAAUCCUUCGUCAGCUUGCAUAUCGAGGGAAUAGCCCGCUGCCAGGUCCCGAGGUGGAUCCAGAAGGCAGGCAGCAACUCCCACCUGCUCUGCUGAACGGAACGAUAUUCAAAGAUCGAGAGGUGGAGCUUCAAUGCCUCUUCUAUCUUGCCAAACCUCUAUCCUACACUAGAGGGACGUCCAUUCCCUGUAUCGCAGCCAUCAGGUGCUCUGAUCGACAAGCCCUUGGUUUGCUCGCGACGCCAUCUAGUAUCCCAAUGCGACUUCGUCGGUCUGUCACACUUGACUUGCCUUCUUCCUCGACCGAACUUCGCGAUCGGGGUAUUCGCAAGGACAAACACCGGUGGAGAGACGUCAUCCAAGACUUCGGGUCCUGCAUAUGGUGGACUUCUGGUGACCAGGGAUCGUGUCGACGGUUGGAAGGAGAGAUCAAGCUCUGGGAGGGCUUGAAGCCGACUUGCGACUUCGGGAACUUCAAAGUCCAGUAUAGCGUUGUUGUCCUGCCAUUCAGCGCUGCUGCAUUCGUGCCUGCAAACCAAGGGUCGCUCCUUGUGGAGCAGACGAUUACGAUUGGCACGGUUUAUGCUCCAGGUCCCCGGCCAGUAUUCUAUACUACCCACACCGAGUUUCCUUUUGGCCAGCUUAGUUGA